Messenger RNA from Trichoplusia ni (cabbage looper), 4167 nucleotides. It is a transcript of the gene mal, whose product is annotated as molybdenum cofactor sulfurase. Bases 82 to 2613 code for a protein of 843 amino acids. NCBI's taxonomy places the organism in Eukaryota, Metazoa, Arthropoda, Insecta, Lepidoptera, Noctuidae. Gene Ontology annotation, molecular function: pyridoxal phosphate binding; molybdenum cofactor sulfurtransferase activity; molybdenum ion binding. The record is from RefSeq and is a predicted model, not a curated record. Gene Ontology annotation, biological process: Mo-molybdopterin cofactor biosynthetic process. The transcript has 6 exons.
ACACUGUUUAUUCAAUUGAAAGUUGAAUUAAAGUAGUUCAGAAAGUUUUAAAUUCAUAUUGUUUAUUAGUCUGUUUUAACUAUGUCAGGUUCCUAUGAAGAUCCCCCCGAGAUGAGCACAUUGAGCCAAGUUAUUGAUCAUGAACAUAUGAUCAAAAUUACAUCAAAUUUCACAAGGUUGGGAGACCGAUGUUACUUAGAAAAUGCUGGUGCUACUUUAUACCCUCAGUGCUUACUAGCGAAUGUACAUGAAGACCUAGUCAGCAAUGUCUACAUGAACCCACACACAGACAAAUAUACCAAGGACUGUAUAGAACAAAUCAGGAGUACAAUCCUCAAACAUUUCAGCACUGAUCCGUCACAAUACACUGUAAUAUUCACAUCGGGUACAACACAAGCUUUGAAACUAGUCGUCGAGGCUUUCCAAUUCUCCGCAGAUAUCCAUGACAUCAAGAAUCCAGGUUCUUUUGUUUAUCUAAGAGAUAAUCACACUUCAGUUCUUGGCCUCAGAGAAAUAGCUGCUGAUAAAAAUGCUGACAUCAUACAUUUAUCUCAUGAAGACUUCUUGGCAGCAGUAAACACUCCGGCAAGAAACUAUGCUUGGAAAGACAAGUUUAAAGGGCGAAGUGAUACAAACACAUUGCUUGUAUACCCUGCUCAAAGUAACUUUAAUGGCUUUAAAUAUCCCAUUGAUUGUAUGGACAAUAUUCGAAACGGAUGCUUCAACAGUCAUUUGAAAAAACAUUUGUGCAAAAUAAAUUGCAACUGGUAUGUGUUGCUUGAUGCUGCGUCUUUUGUCUCCACAAACAAAUUGGAUUUAUCUAAAACACAGCCUGAUUUUGUGUGCAUGUCAUUCUACAAAAUAUUUGGGUAUCCAACCGGAUUGGGCGCUCUUUUAGUGAAGAACAGUAGCCAUGAUGUUUUGUGCCAGAAAAAGUAUUUUGGCGGCGGGACAGUAGACAUUGUUUUAAGUACAGAAGACUUUCAUGUGAAGCGAAAACAUCUGCACGAAAGCUUAGAAGACGGAACCGUACCAUUCUUAUCAAUAAUAUCUCUGAAACAAUGUUUCGACAACAUGCACAAAUUGAUACCCAAGACCAUUUACGAUGAUUUGAUGGAGACGAUAUCUUACCAUACGUUUUAUUUAGCGAAAGAUCUGUAUGGUCAGUUAAAGGAUCUACAGCAUUUAAAUGGCAAUAAAGCUACAGUACUUUACAUGGAUUCUGAUUUCACUGAUAUAAAGAAGCAAGGUGGAACUGUAACGUUUAAUCUGUUAAGAGAAGAUGGAUCGUAUAUUGGGUACGCUGAGUUUCAACAUAUGGCGGAUCUAUUCAACAUUAGUGUUAGGACGGGAUGCUUCUGUAACUCCGGAUCUUGCCAACGACAUCUAUCGGCGAGCAACAAAGAGCUCAAAGACAUGUACAGAGCCGGGCACGUGUGUGGGGAUGAGGUGGACCUUGUCGAUGGAAGGCCAACAGGAGCCAUCAGAGUCUCCUUCGGCUACUUCAACACCUUCAACGACGUCGAUAAACUUAUCACCAUGAUCUGCAGAUGCUUCGUCAAAACAAAACUCAAACAGCCCAAGCGUAUUGCCAUGAUAAACAACCACAGAACUAUUGUAGAUGCUCUCAAGUCAAAUAGGCUGUACAACGGUAUCACGCAUUCCCAUAAAAUAAUGAAAGAACAAGAAUUCUUCAAUAAUAUUCAUGAAGCUCAGGAUGUUCCUCAAGUGAAUUCCAAAAUCGUCUUGAAGGAGGUAGCCAUCUUCCCGAUCAAGUCGUGUGGCGCUUUCAAGAUACGCUCGUCUUGGAAGAUAGGACAGAAAGGCUUUGAAUACGACAGGGAAUGGAUGAUCAUAAAAGACAAUGGAGUCUGUUUGACACAAAAACAAAAUGCAAGGAUGUGUCUGAUACGCCCGAAAAUAGAUCUGCAAUUAAGGACUAUGACGUUACAUUUCAAAGGUAGGACUCCCGUCGCCAUUCCUCUUGACCAAAAACCUCACAAGCUCAAAGAAUCCACAUUCUGCCACAGCAAAGUCUGUACCGACACAGUUCAGGGUUACGAUUGUGGCGACGAAGUGGCUGACUGGAUCUCCGAGGCAUUAGAAAUCUCAUACCUUCGUUUAAUCAGGCAAUCGAGUGACGACAAUCGGGUCCAGAAGAAAAAGCAUGAUGGCGAUCAAAAACUGCUGUCACUGAGCAACCAAGCCCAAUUUCUCUUGAUAAACAAAGCCACAGUGAGGUGGCUUGGUAACAAAAUCCAUGACCCGCUCUUCACUGACGAUAUAGAAAGCUUAACGGACCGUUUUAGAGGAAACAUUAUUAUUGAUAUGGAAAGCGAACUGGCUGAACGCGACUGGAACAAAUUGAUUAUUGGGAAUCAUGAGUUUAGGGUGGAAGGACUCUGCCCAAGAUGCCAGAUGGUAUGCAUCAAUCAACACACAGGCGAAAAGACAGUAGAACCUCUUCGGACUAUAUCUGAACAGUUCGCAGGGAAACUACGUUUCGGUAUCUAUCUGUCCUACUUAGGCCCCGUUGACGGAUCUAAAGAUCGCUACCUCAAAAUACACGCUCCUGUCAAGCCAAUAAUUAAUGAUGACGACAUUAGUAGGUGAAACAUUGAUCUGUUGAAUGUAUUUUAAUUAGGGAAAAAAUAUUUUCUAUUGGGGUAUAUCUAUAUGGUGGCUGGGUAAUGCACAGGGUUUUAACGCUUGAUACCACAAAUUAUGAGGGUUUAAAACUGAUAACAUUAUCUGAUAAUUGUCUUGUGGGGCUGUAUCCGUAUCUCAUCAAGAAGUCAUCUCAUAAUUUAUAAUGCCGUCACUACGUGUAUAUCACAUGUGUAAUAUUGCCCCAGAGAAAAAAUAUUUUUGGAUAAAUUAUUCACAUUUUCGAAUAGCCAACUUUAAGUCAGCAAAGAAAUCUAAAUAAUUGGACGUCGAUUGCAAUAUUUGUUUUUACAUGAUUCAGAUUGAAAUGAUUAUAACAGUCGGUCAGCUAGCUACGAAUAUUUGUAAAACUUUAUAUUUUACUAAUUUAAUUAAUUUUAAUAUAACAUACUUCUAAUUGCAAACUUGAAACAAUCAAUAGCUUUACAUGCACAUCACAUCUUUUUAUUUAUAAAUAUUGUACAUACAAAAGCAAUGCAAUAUUUGUCAUGACUUGUUGAGAAUAACAUUUCUGUCUAUUUUGACGUAACAACGUAAAUAAUUAUUAAAAAGAGCUCUUAAUGAGAUAUGGAACUGUUCCAAUUUUAUUUUUGUAACACUUUUCUACUAAUAUUUUCAAAGGCCUUUUAAUCAGUCUAAUAUGUGCAGGUACUUAUGGCUGUGUUUUCAUAUAAAUAGAUUAAUACAAAAAUAUUAUUACAUAAAUAAUGAGGGGUUUAAUUAAGUAGCAAAGAAUAUUUUAUUAUGUACGUUUUUAUAUAUUUACUAUUAUACAUAGAACUUGUAAUAUUCUUAUUACUUUUUUAGUGAAGCUAGUAGUUCAUUUAAAACGUUCACCUCAAUAGAAACUGAUAUUUAAGAAUCGCCAUUUGACAGCUCUAGAAAUAAAAACUUAGGCUUUUAUAUGUAUUUUUGAUAUUUAUUAAAUGAUCCAACGGCUUACUCAGCAUUUAUCGGGGUUGCCCAACUAGUUUCGAACCCAACCGGAACCGGAGUUUCGAUAAACCGGAGUUCGGAACCAGAUAAAUACGCGUGAGUAAACGGUUGCAUCAUUUAAUAAUGAAUCAAAAUGUUUGAAUUACUUGAACAUUCCAAUUUGAAGUUCAUACUUCACUUGUUAGUUAGUAUUUGUGUGCUGUGCAAAAAGGAUGGUACACAUCUUUCUCAUCUGCAAGUCUUACUUCAUUAGGUGGUCUUAGGAUCCCAGUUGCCUACAUGCAGUGUGAAACUGUGUAUUUUGUUGUCUCAUAGUUUUUUUUUAAUGAAUUAAAAGUAUGAAGGUUAUACGUAAUUUUACGUAAUUUCAUUGGUACCUACGAAAUGUGAUAAUUUAGUAUAUAUAUUACACAUUAUAGCUUAUUUAAGCACCACAUAAUAAAUUAUAUUAUUAUUAUACAUUGAAAUUAAAAACUGUUAUAUUUUUCCUAUUUUAUUUAUUUCUAUGACUAGUUUUAUGUUACAGUUGUUGAUUAAAUAAAAUUUACGAUAUUGCACAAUUGA